CUGAAACCUUAUACCUCUCAGAGGCUUCUAGUGUUUAGUUUGUGUGCAUUUCCUCUUUUCAUCUUUUCUCUGUUGCCUAAAAUACAUGUAACCUCAAGAGGGCUAUGACUUCCUGCUGAACUGUGAACAGAGGUGAUGUUUCGUAGAGCGUUUGAAUGUGUUGAAAUGCCUGUGAAUUGACCUCGAUCAAUGUAAAAUGUCCUGCUGUCUGCGUUUUAAAAUGUUACAUUUACACUACUUUUUUUUUAUACUUUGAUGACAGUGUUUGUAUGAUACUCGGAUGUGUAAUUGAACACUUUGGAAGCACUUAGACUUUCAUUUGACACUUGCCGUUACCUAAAAGAAACGCAUUGAAGAUAAAGGCUGCAUCCAGAAUCGCAUACUCUCUGAGUAGGCACUUCUUUUGAAUAAGUAAUUACUUCACGACUGUUAAAAAAGUAUGUUCUAUGUAUGAAUGUAAUCUGGACAUAUGCCAUGUUUUCACUGUCAUGUGACCUAUCAUUUGCAUCCCGUGGCUUCAUGGGAUAGCAAAUUGUCCAUCUUAUGUUCGCUUCAGAAUUAUCAUCUGGGUACUUUUCACCUACUGUUUUAUGAAUACUAUGAAUUUGGACAUACUUCUCUUUUCACACACUGUUUGUCGCCUAAUGUGUUAAUAAGGAAGUAUGCCAUUUUUGGAUGCAGCGUUUGUUGUAGGCAUUUUGAAUCAGAAUAGCAUGGUGCCCUAUUUUUUUCUGUAGUAGCCUAUAUACACUGUGUGCAAUAUGUAGGCAUGGAAACCUGUUACAUCUGCCGAAAUGUGCUGUGGGACUUCUGGGAUAUUGUAUUUUACAGUGCAGUGCGUUCGACUUUUAUUUACUGUGAGACAAAUGAACUUCAUCUAACAAAAAUUUUAUCAUGCCAGUAACUGUAAAGUAAUAUAUUUUAUCACUCGUUGAAUUAAACGUGCUGUGUAAAUGGUUCAUGUGACUGCUUGAUGUAUACUGUACACUUCAUCCUCUCAGCAAAAGGUGGCGCUGUAAACUCAAAGAAUAGAGUUUUUUCUGAGCGCUGACUUCGGCCAUUGGGUUGUUUGUCAAGAGAAGGAAAACUUGUUACACCUCACCUGGAUACCGAGUGGACAUGAAAAGCCAAAGAAAACUUUAAUCUACAAUAUUCUGUCAAGCAAACCAUGAGUUUACGGAUGCGAUAGAUCUCAGAUCGCUAACUGAAGUCGACAAACAUGAUGAAGAAUGGAGCAUUGCAGAAGAGCAAGCAGUGGAAUGUGAGGAGAGCUGUCUGGCUGGCGGCCGUCUUUCACUUCCUCCAUUCCUGUGGCUCCAGUUGCCUCCUUCCCUUCCUGACCCUCUACUUCCGGCACUUGGGUCUCAGCGCCUCGAUGAUCGGAAUCAUCAUGGCCUCCAAGCACCUGCUGGCCUUGGUGUGGCGCCCAUUGUCUAGCUUCCUCACCAGGCAGUACGACAAACGGCGGACGGUCAUAGUGGGCUCUCUGCUCAGCUCGGCACUGGUGGUCUUGACUCUUCUGCUCUUUCCGUCCACAGGAAUCCAAGCUGAAAGUGGACGGUGUAACACUAGUCAACCCCAUGCUGAUCCUACCACCAUUCUAGAGUGGACGACGGAUCCAUCGCAAUCGAACACUACUGUUUACUCAAUAAACCAAACAUCUGUAAGUACCGAACCCCCUGUCGAAGUUACCACACUUGUAAGCUCCAACUGGUCAGCAAGAGGCCUGAGGUCUUUGAAGAAGCCUCGACAGGAAGAAGACCCUCACACAGAGUUCCUGGGAAGCCUGAAAGUUAUGGAUGCCCAGCAUCAAAUGUUCUUUCUAGUUCUCAUUGUGAUGGGUGUGUGGGAGUUCAUGGCCGCCCCAUUGGAAUGGACGGCUGAUGAUGGACUCUACGAAUACUUGGAUUUCGUAGACGCCACCGACCACCAUAAUGGCGUGAAGGUCUGGAAGCAGCUUGGAGCUGCUUUUGGCAACUGUGCAGCUGGAGUUCUUGUAACCAGCCUGUUUUGUCUUGCAGGAACUACGGUGGAGUUUUACUCCUACACUAUAUUCAUGAUCCUAACCGUCCCUACAGCCGCCCUGCUUCCAAUCUACCUCCGCAAGCGUGAGCGACCAACUAGUACAGGCUUGAAGGCACUACAAUUGGUUUAUGGGAACUCGCAGGCGAUACUUUGUGCCGUCACUGUUAUUCUGAUGGGCAUGGUGAACUCAGCCGUGUCAGAUUUCCUCUUAUGGCACAUGCAGGACUGCGGUGCCACGGAAAUCCACAUGGGCAUCUCUUUAGCCUUGGCGCACUUAAGCCAAGCUAGCUUUGCUCCAAUCGCUGGCCAUCUCUCCCGGUUUCUGAAGUACCACGGUUGGUUACUAGUCCUCGCUGUUGUUAGUUUAGCCCUGCAGUGUCUUUACUACUCCUUUCUGUGGGGCCCGUGGGCUGUGAUACCCGCUCAACUGCUGGCAGGCUUCAGCACCGGCGCCCUCUGGUGGUCCAUAUCAUCACAGAGCGAAGACAUCGCUACUCCCGGCACUGAAAAGACCAUUAUAAAGCUGUUUGAGGUACUUUCUCUGGAGCUGGGAGCAACGUUUGGCAGUCUGGCGGCUGGGUUUGUGGUGCAAAAGUUUGGCCUCCGAGUGCUUUUCCAAGGCACCGCGGUCAUUCUGGCUUUGUGGAGCAGCGCUGUUGCCUUACUCAAGUGGAAGAUUCCUCGGCAGCGCCGGAUAAACUACUCACGGCUGCUGGCCACUGACACCGAGAUGAGCGAGUCGGAGUCAGAUCAGGAGAAAGACUGGCUUGAGACGGCUAUGGAAGACACUAUGGACAAUAACAAGUGGACAAUAAAUAAGUCUUAAUCAAUGGAAGGAAAUAAGUGACUUGUUAACAGUCGGCAAAUAAAAAAAAACUAAGAGCGAGAUAUC
Carassius carassius (crucian carp) is the source of this 2917-nucleotide messenger RNA. Its product is annotated as major facilitator superfamily domain-containing protein 6-like. The transcript is spliced from 2 exons. The record is from RefSeq and is a predicted model, not a curated record. Gene Ontology annotation, molecular function: transmembrane transporter activity. The coding region runs from base 1220 to 2851 and encodes 543 amino acids. NCBI's taxonomy places the organism in Eukaryota, Metazoa, Chordata, Actinopteri, Cypriniformes, Cyprinidae. Gene Ontology annotation, cellular component: membrane.